UGCCACGGACUGAUCAUGGGCUGUGGAGAACCACUUCAGCUGGUGGAAGUGAAGGGGGGAAACCUGGUGGUUCUUGAAGAUUCCUUCCAAAGGAGCUUGAUGAGGAAAGAGAUAGCUGACCUGCCUGUAUGUGUCAUCUCCAUUAUUGGGGAACAGCGCAGGGGCAAGUCCUUCCUGCUCAACUAUCUGCUGAGGAGACUGGAGAAGCUGUCUAAACAGGACUCUGCUGAUGAUUCAUGGACGGGAAAAAGUGAUGAACUCCUCACGGGAUUUUCAUGGUGCUGUGGAAUGGAGAGGCUCACCAAGGGAAUAUGGAUAUGGAGCGAACCUUUUCUCCUGGACAGAAAGACUGGAGACACCAGGGACAAGGUAGCUGUGUUCCUGGUGGACACAGAAGGUACCCUGGAUGUUACCACAGAUAAGGACACCAUUGUGAAGAUCUCUACCAUUAGUAUGUUGCUCAGCUCCUUCCUGAUCUUGAACACGAACAAGCUGGUGGGCGAGACCGAUAUGGAGUACCUGGAGUUGUUUCUGGACCAUGCCAAGGAGCUGACAAAAACUUUGGAGUGGCAGCCAAUGCAGCAUUUGGACAUUCUGGUGAGGGAUUGGUAUGAUGCUUCUCGGUGCUCGACUGCUGAUGGGGAAGAAUAUCUGGAGAGGAUCAUCCAGAAAAUUCAGACGAAUUCCAAGUUCCCAGAUAUUCUGGAGACUCUGAAGUCAAGUGUGUCCUGCCACCUGCUGCCAAGUCCAGGGCUCCAAAUUCCUCGCAGCCAGCAAGGGACACUUAAGGAGAUGGAUCCUGAGUUUAGAGACAACUUAAAACUAUAUGUAAAUUUCCUCCAUAAUUCAGCUGGACAAUAUGCAAAAAAAUAUAUGACGGAACACUUUGUGGAAAAGAUUAAGAGGGUGGUAGAAGACCUUAAUGAGAGAGAAUGCUACCUUGGAUCUCCAGUACAGCUGAGAAGAACCAUCAAGAGAUUGAAGAAGGAGCGAGAGAUGGACAGAAUCCUAAAGGAGUUUCGGGAAUUUCUUGAUGAAAAGGUGUCUUCUUUUGGCUGGUUCAGUCUGGAUCUUCCCAGGUUGGAGCAAGAUGUCCGAAGGGAGUGUGCUACCCUUUUGGAGAGAUUUACAGCUUCUCUGCAAGGGGUAGAGGCAAGAGAAGAGCUUCAGAAGGAACUAAAGAUCAAAUUGAAGGAAGUUGCGGAAACAUUCCUGGAACAAGUCAGGGGCCGAUUUUCAAAUAAAAUCAGAGCUGCCAUCAAUAGCUCUAAGGAAUUUCUAAGAGGAGCAAUGCUAAGAGCAAGGAGAUUCCUUGGAAAAUCUGUGUCUUCUUUUGGCUGGUUCAGUCUGGAUCUUCCCAGGUUGGAGCAAGAUGUCCGAAGGGAGUGUGCUACCCUUUUGGAGAGAUUUACAGCUUCUCUGCAAGGGGUAGAGGCAAGAGAAGAGCUUCAGAAGGAACUAAAGAUCAAAUUGGAGGAAGUUGUGGAAACAUUCCUGGAACAAGUCAGGGGCCGAUUUUCAAAUAAAAUCAGAGCUGCCAUCAAUAGCUCUCCGGAAUUUCUAAAAGGAGCAAUGCUAAGAGCAUGGAGAUUCCUUGGAGAACCUGUAUGGAACAGUAUACAACCACUAAAAAUUAUUUCGCAGACUAUCCAAUGGGCACCGUAUGCAAUGUAUUCAUUAUGUGCAUUGGUUCUUGUGAUUGAGAUGGUCAGUGUGUUCCAGCCUUUGGUAGGGUUAGUAAUAUGGCUUUUGGUAUGUGUAGUGGGGUUAGCAGCUGGGUUUUUUUUCCAUAGGAAUGGGAAAUAGUUAUAGGGUUUCUGGACAAUGGCAUUUUAAAAAGGAUUUGUACUGGCAUCCUCCUUGCUCUAGUCAUUUCUGCCCUUUUGUCUAAUCCCCAAACAGAAGGGGCAGGUUAGUCUACUGAGGCCUCUGGGAUGGCUAAAAAACAAUGGCUCGAUGUGAUUUCUUAUCUGGUUUUUCAACUCACACCUGGGUAAAGAGGAACAGAGAAGGUGACUCCCUUUCCCAUUCACCCUCUCCCCCUCACACACUCUCAGUUUUUAACUUAACCUGAAAGUCAGAAAACCUUACUCUUCUCUAAUUCUUUGGAUCCUUGGUGAUUCUUAUUGAGGGCUUACUGUGUGCAGAGCACUGUACUAAGCACUUGGAAAGUACAAUUAAGCAACAAAUAGAAGCAAUCCUUGCCCACAGCUGACUCACCUGUCACCUUGGCCUUUAGUUUCCCCAUUUGUACAUAGGGACAAUGUCUUUCUUCCAUUCCCCACCUGCCUAUGCAAAUACUUUUGGUUCACUCAAGCUGAAUUUCAAAAUGCUAGCUUCAGAUCCCCUUUAACUGGUGUUUGAGUCAGUUAUCUUUUGGUAGCCAUCCUUCCGUUUGAAAGGUUAUACUGCAUACACGAGUGUGAGCGUGAAGUGUGCAGUUUGCACCUUGCAUUAACAACUUAAGUUCUUCGGCAUAUUCAUUCAUUCAUUCAAUCGUAUUUAUUGAGAGCUUACUGUAUGCAGAGCACUGUACU
Molecule: messenger RNA, 2537 nt
Organism: Tachyglossus aculeatus (Australian echidna)
Lineage: Eukaryota; Metazoa; Chordata; Mammalia; Monotremata; Tachyglossidae
Product: RING finger protein 112-like
Exons: 13
Coding region: 16-1806 (596 amino acids)
Biological process (GO): endoplasmic reticulum organization; protein homooligomerization
Molecular function (GO): GTPase activity; GTP binding
Source: RefSeq, a predicted model, not a curated record